This is a messenger RNA of Scaptodrosophila lebanonensis, 585 nucleotides long. RefSeq lists its product as uncharacterized. The coding region runs from base 1 to 585 and encodes 194 amino acids. The record is from RefSeq and is a predicted model, not a curated record. The transcript has 2 exons. Lineage: Eukaryota; Metazoa; Arthropoda; Insecta; Diptera; Drosophilidae. Gene Ontology annotation, cellular component: extracellular region.
AUGAAGAGUUCAUUGUCUUUGGUGCCAGUGUACGGCAUCUGGUAUGUGGCCGAUGCUGGCGCCCGCAGCAUACUCGUUUACGACAUUACAGGCAACAAAUCGUAUCGCAUAGUGCUGCCGAAGGCGACAGCCCCCACCAACGAUGUCCUGUAUGUGGCGCUGACAGCCAAACAGGACGGCACUUCUACACUUUUCUUCAGCUACCUGAGCUCGCCUCGCCUCUAUUCGAUUAAGGGCGAGUAUUUGCGCGUGGGCCAGGGUGCUGGGUCCAUUAUAGAUGUGGGUCCCAAGCCGUAUGGCAAGCAGACAGUGUUGUUGGGCGCAGAUGGCGGCACUUCGCUGUUCUUCCGCUACAAGGGCGAGAACGACAUCUAUCUGUGGGACUCGGAGACAUGCUUCAAGGCCUCAAACUUGCAGGAGGUGCAGCGUGGGGGCGACUGUCGCCUCUCCACGCAAGUUCUGCCCGGACACAAGCGAUUCAUGUGGGCACUGGAGAGUAACUUCCAUGAUUUCAUAUCGGAUAGAACGGGCUGCAAUGGUGCCUCUAUAGUCUUACAUCCCGUGGUAAAGGAAUGCGAUGAUUAA